This is a messenger RNA of Herpailurus yagouaroundi (jaguarundi), 1656 nucleotides long. Its product is annotated as carbonyl reductase [NADPH] 1-like. Gene Ontology annotation, molecular function: carbonyl reductase (NADPH) activity. The transcript is spliced from 2 exons. The record is from RefSeq and is a predicted model, not a curated record. Lineage: Eukaryota; Metazoa; Chordata; Mammalia; Carnivora; Felidae. The coding region runs from base 163 to 906 and encodes 247 amino acids.
ACAGGGGUGGGGCUUCGGCUCUAGGAGUCACAGCGCUGGAUCCAAGAACACAGUUCUACCGGCAUCUCUGACUGUGGCCAGGCCUCCGCACCACUAGCCCUCGGUGUGGCCCAUAGCAUCAUCGGCUCCACACACAGGGCCUCCCUAGCAAUCCACACAGUCAUGUCGUCACACAUCCGCGUAGCGCUGGUGACCGGGGCCAAUAAGGGCAUCGGCUUCGCCAUCGUGCGCGACCUGUGCCGGCAGUUCUUCGGGGAUGUGGUGCUUACGGCACGGGAUGAGGCGCGGGGACGGGCGGCAGUGCAGCGGCUCCAGGCCGAAGGAUUGAGCCCCCGCUUCCACCUGCUGGACAUCGACGACCUGCAGAGCAUCCGCGCCAUGCGCGACUUCCUGCGCGAGGAGUACGGGGGAUUGGACGUGCUGGUCAACAACGCGGGCAUCGCCUUUGAUAUUGAUGAUCACACACCCUUACAUAUUAAAGCAGAAUUGACAAUGAAAACAAACUUCUUUGGUACGCGAAACGUGUGCACAGAACUGCUGCCUCUAAUGAAACGCCAAGGUAGGUGUGAUCAGGGGCCCAAGCAGUGCCAUUUCUGGAAUGAUCUGGCUCCUGCCUCUCUGACCUUAUCUAAGGGCCCUGCUCCCUCUCGCUUCUCAGCCACACCCGCUUCACUGCUGUGUCCCCACCACACAGGUGCCCUUCUCCUCAGGACUCUGUACACGUGUGUCCAGCAGCGAGCAGUGCCUUCUGUCCUGCUGGCCUUUCACAACUGGCUCUUUCUUCUCCUUCACAUCUUCAUUUCAAAUUCUCCUCACAAAGGCCUUUCCUGCCUCUGUACCCCUCACAGGUGCACUUCCCUGGGAAUUCCUUCCUGGACCCUUUCUCUUCCUUCUGCCUUCCUCUGAGUGAUUUUAUUCAGGCUAGUGGACUCUUCACCAUCCAAACUUCUCAGGCUCCCCUAAAAUCUGUCAGCUGCCUAGAACAUUCCCUAGAGCAUUCUCUUCCUACCUCUUCUUCUCCUCAGGAUGCCCUCCCUUCCCUCCUCAGAUCCGACCCCUCCAGCUGCCCACCCAACCCCCCACCUAAGCAUCUCAAAUGUGUCCAGAUGACACCUGUGAUUUCCCAAUAUCAUCCUGGUCAUGGACCACUCCAUCCACCCACCAUGAAAAAUGAGGUCACCAUGCCCACCUCCUGAUUAUCACUGACCAGAUCCUAACAGUUGUCCUAUAGAUUUUGUCCCCCAAGCUUCCAACUUGGGGGAAGCUUCCAGCUUUCUCCAUCCCAACUCUCCAACAGACUCGGCUGUCAUUUCUGGACAAUUGAAACCUUCCUAAGAGAUGCUGUUUCUUCUGUCUUUUCCUUUCUGGUGAUUCUCUGUACUCCCUGAGUGCUCACUUUCUCGCAAAAGCCCUUCAAGAGCAAAGUCCAAUCCUGAGCACGACUCGUAGCGAUCUCUGUCGUCAGACCUGCCAAAGUCCAGGCCCAUCAACCUCCCUUCACCUCGAUCAUUGUUUGCACAAACAAACUGCCACAAUUCCUUGGUUGUAAACUACUGCAAUAUUUACCCCCACGUUAAUGUGAUGGGGAACCACCACCCAUUCAGUACACUAAUUAAAUAAGCUGAUACUUUUAGAAAGAUUAGGAUGUCUGGCUUG